Molecule: messenger RNA, 4310 nt
Organism: Syngnathus typhle (broad-nosed pipefish)
Lineage: Eukaryota; Metazoa; Chordata; Actinopteri; Syngnathiformes; Syngnathidae
Gene: prkd1
Product: protein kinase D1
Exons: 21
Coding region: 8-3055 (1015 amino acids)
Biological process (GO): protein phosphorylation
Molecular function (GO): ATP binding; protein serine/threonine kinase activity
Source: RefSeq, a predicted model, not a curated record
CGUCAGGAUGAAGACGAGGAUGAUGAUUCUACCUCUUCCCCCUCCUCCCUCCUCAUCCCUUGCUCCCCUCCUUCUCUUCCAUCUCCUUUCCCUUCACAGUAGCGCCAGAGUCCGGUGGAGUGUCUCUUGCUCAAGUCCCUCUUCCUGCUUUCCACCUUGCGUGUUCUUUUACCUUUUUGGAACUUCUGACGUCCAAACCUCACCUCUUCCUCCUCCUUCCUCUCCUCCUCCACCUCCUUCUCUUCCUCUCGCUCUUCCACUUCCCCCUCCGUGGCCGUCACCCAUCUGGACUGGAUCUUUUCACGCUUUUGCUGGCAUGAGUGCACCUCCGGUCCUUCGCACUCCCAGCCCGCUCUCCUUCCCUGGAGGGCAGGCAGGGGGAGGAGAAAGAGGAGGAGGAGGUGGCGGCGGCGGCAGCGGCGGAGGAGGCAGCGGCGGAGUAGGCGUGCUCUCCUUUCACAUCCAGAUCGGUCUGAGCCGAGAGCCGGUCCUGCUGGACUCGGCAAAUGCGAGUCUGUCUCAGGUGCGCGAGGUGGCCUGCUCCAUCGUUGACCAGAAGAUUCCCGAGUGCGGCUUUUACGGCAUGUAUGACAAGAUCCUGCUCUUCCGCCACGACUCGGCGUCGGACAACGUUCUGCAGCUGCUCCGCUCGGCUUCGCAGAUUCAGGAUGGAGAUCUGGUGGAGGCUGUCCUCUCGGCUUCGGCCACGGUGGAGGACUUCCAGAUCCGACCGCAUUGCCUGUUCGUGCACUCAUACCGGGCGCCCGCCUUUUGCGACCACUGCGGCGAGAUGCUGUGGGGGCUGGUGCGCCAGGGCCUCAAAUGCGAGGGCUGCGGUUUGAACUACCACAAGCGCUGCGCCUUUAAGAUCCCCAACAACUGCAGCGGCAUGAGGAGACGGCGCCCGUCCAACGUGUCCCUGACGGGGGUGUCGGCCAACACGGGGGGGCGCCCCCUCUCCACUGAGCCCUCGCCGCCACUCUACGCCGACGAGGCCCUGCUGUCUCCCGUCAGUCCCAACAUGGAGAAAUGGUCGGCGGAGGCGUGGUGGGGUCGCGAGCGGCGCGCCAGCUGCCAGUCGUACGUGGGCCGACCUGUCCAGCUGGACAAGCUGUUGCUGUCCAAGGUGAAGGUUCCUCACAGCUUCCUCAUCCACUCGUACACGCGGCCCACCGUCUGCCAGCACUGCAAGAAACUCCUCAAGGGCCUCUUCAGGCAGGGCCUGCAGUGCAAAGAUUGUCGGUUCAACUGUCACAAGCGUUGUGCUCCAAAAGUUCCGAACAACUGCUUGGGAGAAGUUUCGAGAAAUGGAGAGUUGUUAAGUCCUGGGCCGGAAUCUGACGUCGGCACGGUGGACGGUUGCCUUGACGAUCAGGAGAGGGGCGGCAGCCUGACGGAAGACGCAGACGACAUGGCCGCUACGACAGAUGACAUGACCAUUGCCAUGACGACGGAGGUGGGGACCGGAGACCUGGGAGACUCCCAAGACCUGGAUGGAGAUGAGUCCAAUCGAGCCAUCAGCCCAUCAACCAGUAGCAACAUCCCCCUCAUGAGAGUCGUCCAGUCUGUCAAACACACCAAGAGGAAGAACAGCAAUGUCAUGAAAGAAGGCUGGAUGGUCCACUACACGAGCAAGGACACUCUGAGGAAGAGACAUUACUGGCGCCUGGACAGUAAAUGCAUCACGCUGUACCAGAAUGACACAGGAAGCAAAUAUUAUAAGGAGAUUCCGCUGUCGGAGAUCUUGUCGCUGGAGGCUGCUCGGAACUUUUCACGUCUCCCGGACGGCGCCAACACGCACUGCUUCGAAAUCACCACCACGGCCGCGCUGGUUUACUUUGUGGGCGAGGACUCGUGCGGCGGCCGCGGCGCCGCGGGCGCCAACGUGCUGGUGAGCGGCAUGGGUCAGGACGUGGCCCGCGUGUGGGAGAUGGCCAUCCGACACGCACUCAUGCCUGCCGUCUCCUCGGGCGUCUCCUAUGGUUGCCACGGCGACGGGCACAAGGAGAUCUCCAUCAGCAUUUCUGUUUCCAAUCGUCACAUCCAGGAGAAUGUGGACAUCAACUCCAUCUAUCAGAUCUUUCCAGACGAAGUUCUUGGCUCGGGACAGUUUGGAAUCGUCUACGGAGGAAAACACAGGAAGUCGGGCCGCGAUGUGGCUAUCAAGAUCAUCGACAAGCUUCGCUUCCCAACCAAACAGGAGAGUCAGCUCAGAAACGAGGUGGCUAUAUUGCAGAACCUGCACCACCCCGGCGUGGUCAACCUGGACUGCAUGUUUGAGACUCCUGAGCGCGUUUUUGUCUUGAUGGAGAAGCUCCACGGGGACAUGCUGGAGAUGAUCCUCUCCAGCGAGAAAGGGCUCCUGCCCGAGCGCAUCACCAAGUUCCUCGUCACGCAGAUCCUGGUGGCUCUGCGUCACCUCCACUUCAAGAACAUCGUCCACUGUGACCUGAAACCCGAAAACGUCCUGCUGGCGUCUGCCGAUCCGCUCCCGCAGGUGAAACUGUGCGACUUUGGAUUUGCGCGCAUCAUCGGCGAGAAAUCGUUCCGCCGCUCGGUAGUGGGCACGCCGGCGUACCUGGCGCCAGAGGUACUGCGCAACAAAGGCUACAACCGCUCGUUGGACAUGUGGUCGGUUGGCGUCAUUGUUUACGUUAGUCUCAGCGGAACGUUCCCGUUCAACGAAGACGAAGACAUCAACGAUCAAAUCCAGAACGCCGACUUCAUGUACCCGCCGCACCCCUGGAAAAACGUCUCCCCCGAAGCCAUCGACCUGAUCAACAAUCUACUGCAGGUGAAGAUGAGGAAACGUUACAGCGUUGACAAAACACUCAGUCACGCAUGGCUGCAGGACUACCAAAUGUGGCUGGACCUGCGCAGCCUGGAGAGGCGCGUGGACGAGCGCUACGUGACGCACGAGAGCGACGACCUGCGCUGGCAUCAGCAUGCCAGGCUCACCGGAGUCCACGCGCACGCCUUUCAGCAGGGGGCGCCACUCUACCUGGCCCGCGGGGACGAGCUGGAGACGCUGAGCGAGCGUGUCAGCGAACUCUGAAAGCAACAGGAAGAAAACACAGAAAAUGGAAGGGAACAAACAGGAAGUUGGCGCAAAAACAACAGGAAACGGAUGGGGAAAAACAGGAAGUUGAUGCAAAAACAAGAAGUAGAUGGAAACAAACAGAAAAUAGAAAUACUAUAAACAAAAGAUUGAUGGGGACAGACAGGAAGUUGGGACAAAACGGACAGCAAGUGUCGUGCCAAGCAGCCGCCUUUUCUUUCUUGUACCACUUGAUUUCGACACAAGCAAGCGACUGGUAGCAGCUUGUCUCGAUGUGUUUGUAAGAUAAACUUUGUUGACUCUCUGCCAUCAAACACCCAUGUGCUAGCACUGUUGGCAUCCUAUGCUAACGGUGCCUUUCUCGUUUCUCUUCGUCUUUUGUUAGCAUCCACCUUAUGGCAUGCAGUCACGUUUCAUUCCAACUAAAGCAAAAGCGUAUCGCUGCUUGUCACAGUAAUCCGCUAGGCGUUAGCACUAAAAUGACAAACCGGAUGAAACGACAACAAAACUUUGUUGAAAAGAUGUCCUAACAGAUUACAGCAGUGCUUCUCAAUUAUUUUCUGUUACGCCCCCCCCUAGCAAGAAGAAAACUAUUCGCGCCCCCCCUCCCCACCGUGACUAUCCUAACUUGUCUUGUAAGUCGUAAAAUGUUGCACUGUCGCAAACGUGACAGAAGUAACAAUGAGAGCGCCACUGCCCCCUGCUGUAGUAAACGCGCAAUUACACUUUAUUCUAGUACUGCCAAAAAAAAAGCCUGUUCCCCAGGGUCACACGCGCCCCCCCAGGAAUAGCACCGCGCCCCCCAAGGGGGGCGCGCCCCACUAUUUGAGAAGCACUGGAUUACAGUAAUCCCUCGUUUAUCGCGGAUAAUUGGUCCGAAAAACACCGGCGAUAAGUGAAAUCCGAAAGUACUGAGCAGGCUAACGAGUUAGCGGAAAUAUGCUAAUUCGCGAGCGUGCUAACACGUGAAAACGGACUAAUAAAGGAAUGUAAACAAACAUUUGGAGCAAUACUACAUUGUCCUAAAGGUUAGACACAGGUUUCCUCAAUUUAGAAGUUUUAUUUUGACUUUGAAAUUGUUUUUUUAAUUUGGAAAAAAAAUCCGCGAUGUAGCGAGGCCGCGAUAAACGAAACGCGAAGUAACGAGGGAUCACUGUAGCAAUUUGCCAAUGGUCUGACUACCACAACGUCAUUCAUUGUUUAUCAGGAGUGUGUGAAUGAUUUGAGUGAAUAAAUACAUUUUUAAAAUUUG